This is a messenger RNA of Laetiporus sulphureus 93-53, 498 nucleotides long. RefSeq lists its product as uncharacterized. NCBI's taxonomy places the organism in Eukaryota, Fungi, Basidiomycota, Agaricomycetes, Polyporales, Laetiporaceae. The record is from RefSeq and is a predicted model, not a curated record. The coding region runs from base 112 to 399 and encodes 95 amino acids. The transcript has 4 exons.
UGACCUCAUGGUGCGACGACGACGUACUCCCGUGCCCUUCCUCCCUGCAAGCAGCAUGGUCAGCAGCUCGUGAGAUGAGAACAGGCCGAGGCGCACCGCACCGGAUGCUCUAUGUGGGAGAGGAUUCGGCAGGCAGGGCGAAAAGGCGGCGAUGGCGCUAGCGGUUUUGCCGGCAGGCGGCUCAGCUAUGCGUGCAUUGCGUUUAGUACUCAUCUCUCAACUCUGCGAGCUCGCUCCCGUGCAUGGUCGGUCCUUCGUGGCUACACGCUCUGUUGUAGGGUGUCGGGAACGCGGUUCACGUAUGCCCCCAUCGGUCCAAGGUCACGCUGUGCCCGUCGGUCCAUAACGUACCUUGGGAUUGCGAAACGUCUGCGCGAACGUCUGCGCAGGCUGGCGUGACGCGCGGAGGUUUUUGAAGUCCGAUGGUGCGCGUCGGUCGCGGUUGGUUUUGCAGCGGGUGAUCUUCGUUUCAGUGAUCGGACGGGGCGACCACGGUGU